Messenger RNA from Oncorhynchus mykiss (rainbow trout), 723 nucleotides. NCBI's taxonomy places the organism in Eukaryota, Metazoa, Chordata, Actinopteri, Salmoniformes, Salmonidae. The record is from RefSeq and is a predicted model, not a curated record.
AUGCUAUUCACCAUGCUAUUCACCCUGCUAUUCACCCUGCUAUUCACCAUGCUAUUCACCAUGCUAUUCACCAUGCUAUUCACCCUGCUAUUCACCAUGCUAUUCACCAUGCUAUUCACCCUGCUAUCCACCCUGCUAUCCACCCUGCUAUUCACCCUGCUAUUCACCAUGCUAUUCACCAUGCUAUUCACCCUGCUAUUCACCCUGCUAUUCACCAUGCUAUUCACCAUGCUAUUCACCCUGCUAUUCACCAUGCUAUUCACCAUGCUAUUCACCCUGCUAUCCACCCUGCUAUCCACCCUGCUAUUCACCCUGCUAUUCACCAUGCUAUUCACCAUGCUAUUCACCAUGCUAUUCACCAUGCUAUUCACCAUGCUAUUCAUCAUGCUAUUCACCAUGCUAUUCACCAUGCUAUUCACCAUGCUAUUCACCCUGCUAUUCACCAUGCUCUUCACCAUGCUCUUCACCAUGCUAUUCACCAUACUAUUCACCAUGCUAUUCACCCUGCUAUUCACCAUGCUCUUCACCAUGCUAUUCACCCUGCUAUUCACCAUGCUAUUCACCAUGCUAUUCACCCUGCUAUUCACCCUGCUAUUCACCAUGCUAUUCACCAUGCUAUUCACCAUGCUAUUCACCAUGCUAUUCACCAUGCUAUUCACCAUGAUCAUACUGUCCCACAGCUUAGCUUAUACUCUGCCUUCAAAACGCAUUCACACCCCUUGA